GCGGUCAAAACAUGAAGUGGAUUUUGUCUUUUAAGAACGACAUAGAAUUAUUUUCAGAUGGCAGGUUUUAGGCCAAGAGGGUCUAUCAUACAGUUCAACUGGCAGGAAACGCCAGAAGGAAGAGAGUUUUUGGGAGGAAUUUUGCAUCGAAACAGAAGAAAAUAUUUUGGCUUACUUGAAGCCCCAAGCUUACCGCCACAACUUCCCAUCGAAAAUGUCUCUUAUAAGAUCUUCUUAACGGGAAAGCCAGCUGUUGGAAAAACGAGUACUAUAGCCAAGCUGUUAGGGCAAGAAAUUUCCAGUUUUCACGUAGAAACUCCAGGUAUUCAGACAUCGGUGAUAUACUGGCCAGCUAAACUGAAGGAGAGUCAUAAAGUUGUGAUGUUUAAGCUUCAAUUCUGGGACUGUGGUGAACAUGCUAUUAGAAAAUAUGAUCAUCUGUUACCAGCUCUCAAAGAGAAAGCUGAUGCAGCACUUUUCUUGUUCUCAUUCACAGACAGAGGAAGUUUUGAUGAUUUGCCAAAUCAGAUAAACCGUGUUCUGGAUCAAGAAGAGAAGAUCUUGCGGAUAGCUGUUGCAACUAGACUUGACCAGAUCUUGAACAGUGAUUUUACAGAACAGGAAAUUCGAGAGUUUGAAGAACAAUGGCAAGUUCCUGUGCUGCGAAUUGCAAAUGUUACUGGUAAACGACUGGCAGAUAGUCGCACCUUGGAUGGACGGGCGGGAGUCAUGGAAGUGGCUCCUUUUUUGAACUCUCUGGUCGAGUUACUAUGGCAACGUGAUCAGGUGACCGUUUCCGCCUCAGCUGGACGGAAGGUUUCCCGUCAUUCCGCUGGGUCUCGAUCCUCUGCUGAGUUUAAGAUUUAUAUUUGACAUUCCAGUGGUUAGUUAAGUCAAGUAUUCCCGGAUAGCCAUAAAGAAGAAGGUUAUUCAGAAAUUUGCGUGAUGAUUUGGUUUCGUCAAAGCUAUAAACUUUAUAAUCUUUGAUGUCACGUGCGGAAAAAAAAAACUUUUGGAAAAUACAGGUAACACGUGACCAUUCGCUUUAAGGCUCUGCCAAGUGAGGAAAUGGUGCAGAGUGCGGGAACACCUGACCAAAAUGUGGAAGUGGAAACGUGAAAUUAGUAACAGAUACGUGGUGGAUUGUAAACGUGUUCGCAUGGAAGCAGUGAAAACACGUGACGAGUUCGGUAGUAUGGAACUUGUGACAUACACGUGACAAGGUGUAAACUCGGUAAUAUGGAACCAGUGACAUGCAUGGGAAAACGCUCAACCAGAAAUAAGGAGGGAAACUUUACUGAGGGCGGGAAAUACGUAACCGCUGAGUUGUGCGAAGCGCAAGAAAUUAGCAACCAGAUACAAGUGGGUAAACAGAGCUAAGCGCUUACUUAGAACAGGCCGCCAGUAGAUUUUCUAACAUAUUUUAGUUUUUUGAGAUUGAAGGAAAGGUUAUUCUUAAUUUACAGUUUCACUUCUAACAGGGGUUCUUCCUGAUAGAGACUGCAGAAAAUCUUUACACACCAAAAUCAGUUGUCAGGCUCUACCAGGAAGCAGUCUUGGAUUAAAAACAUCGAGAAAUAAAUGCUGAAUGAAAAGUG
Messenger RNA from Stylophora pistillata, 1598 nucleotides. RefSeq names its product ciliogenesis and planar polarity effector 2. The record is from RefSeq and is a predicted model, not a curated record. Lineage: Eukaryota; Metazoa; Cnidaria; Anthozoa; Scleractinia; Pocilloporidae. Gene Ontology annotation, molecular function: GTPase activity.